AUGGGCAUCCCGCGCGUGGGCGGAGGCGUGGCCCUCCACGUGGGCCCGUGGGCCCCGAGCUCGACGGCCGACGGCCUCGACCCGGAGUUCGGAGGUGGAGCCGCGGACGCUGCCAUCGCAGACAAGCGUGCGCACAUCGCCACGAAUGCCACGGUGUGCCUCCGCGACCAUUGUGCUGCUCCCACGCUCGCCUUCGGUUGCUGGCCACGCCCCGGCCCGCAGCCCGCCGCGACCGCCCCGGGGCCGCCCGAGGCGGUGGGGCACCGCUCGGAGGUGUUUCCAGGGGCAUGUCCAUUGGAUGCGGGACGCUCGCGAACCCCGCCGCCCUCUGUACCGGUACCAAAGCGGCCUCGCGCUGCAACGGGAAGCAGCACACCUUGCCCAUCAGCCCCGCGCACUCCUACAUCAAGUCCGGGGAUGUCAAGGAGCAUUGGGGGCCAGGCCAGUCGAAGUCGACCAGCAGGCUCUGGGGGUCCGCCCACAAGACCAGCUACGGCGGCGAGGAGCGCCCCGAUGGUCAGCCCGACCACUGGCUCCACGGCGACUACUGGAAC
This is a messenger RNA of Prorocentrum cordatum, 554 nucleotides long. Lineage: Eukaryota; Dinophyceae; Prorocentrales; Prorocentraceae. The record is from the annotation of a GenBank genome assembly.